Molecule: messenger RNA, 516 nt
Organism: Olea europaea var. sylvestris
Lineage: Eukaryota; Viridiplantae; Streptophyta; Magnoliopsida; Lamiales; Oleaceae
Product: major pollen allergen Lig v 1-like
Exons: 2
Coding region: 1-516 (171 amino acids)
Source: RefSeq, a predicted model, not a curated record
AUGGCAAGGCUUACCCAAGUUUUAAUUUUCUUUGUUGUAACUCUAAGCUUCCUAUCCCUCCCUAACCUCAUCUACUCAGAAGACGUUCCCCAACCUCCAGUUUGUCAAUUUCAUGUUCAGGGACAAAUUUAUUGCGACACAUGUCGUGCUGGAUUCAUUACUGAACUUAGCGAGUUCAUCGCAGGUGCCGGUGUACGUCUCCAGUGUAGAGACAGUAAGAAAGGAAACAUAACAUUUACUGAGGUAGGUUACACGAGAGCGGAAGGACUCUAUAGCAUGUUAAUUGAACGCGAUCACAAAAACGAGUUUUGUGAAGUCAAUUUGCCUUCGAGCAGCAGAAAAGAUUGUGAUGAAAUCCCUAUUGAAGGAUGGGUAAGACCAUCAUUGAGAUUUAUACUCAACACAGUAAAUGGUACCACACGCACAAUAAAACCUCUUGGAUUCUUCAAGAAUAAAGCUCUUCCAAAAUGUCCACAAGUCUUUAAUAAGUUGGGUAUGUAUCCUCCAGAUCUUUGA